Messenger RNA from Iphiclides podalirius (scarce swallowtail), 2379 nucleotides. NCBI's taxonomy places the organism in Eukaryota, Metazoa, Arthropoda, Insecta, Lepidoptera, Papilionidae. The record is from the annotation of a GenBank genome assembly.
AUGGGCGAGACAGAAGAAUUUAAUACACUCACUUUUGAGAAGAAGUUGAUGCACUUGAAGGAUACCCAGGAAAGCAUCCAAUCAUUGUCCUCUUGGUGUCUAAAGCAAAGGGAACAUCAUAAAAAAAUUGUUUCAAGUUGGCUAAAUGUUUUAAAACGAGUGAAGGUCGAGCAGAGACUGGUGUUGUUCUAUUUGGCCAAUGAUGUUAUUCAGUAUAGUAAGAGGAAGAACUAUGAGUUUGUCGAGAGUUGGGGUCUGAAUUUACAAAAAGCUACCCCACUUGUUAGGGAUGAAAAAGUUCGACCAAAAAUUCUUAGAAUAUUCAAGAUUUGGGAACAAAGAUCAGUUUAUGAUGAUGAGUUUCUAUCGGAUUUGACUGGAUUACUCAGUGCAGGGGCUGUUAAGAAGACUGAUGAUGACCCAUUGGAUUUUCAACCUCAACAGCUCAUCAACAAAAUCAAACAGUGCACAGUGCUGGAGUCAGAUACGGAUUUAAGAUUGAAGUAUAUACACGAGAGUCAUUUACAGCUCUCUGAUGCGGAUGCUUUGCGUGCUAGUCUUAAAGAUAGAAGUAAUAAGGACGACGUGGAAAAGGAGCUGAAUGAAGGCAUAGCCUGCGUGGAGAGAUAUACACAAGCUCUGCAGAGAGAGAUAGUUGCUCGGGAAGCACUUUUAGCUCUCCUGGCAUCAGCCAAUCAAUACUAUUCCACUCAAAGAGGAGAAGUGAAAGUUGUUGCUUAUGCGUACAAAACAUUUGGUGCGCGUGUCCGCGCGUUGAAACGUAAAUUGGACGAGCUGACACCGACGUUACCGAACGCAGCGCCUUCCCCCCCACAGAGGGAUGAAGAUGUCCCUUCACCAGGUCCCGACGAAGACCUGGACCUCCCCAACAACGUUGAGGCUAGCGAGGAUGACAUAUCUUACAACAUCGAUCGUACUUUCAACACCUCACUGGCGCCAGAUGGAUCUCUAUACAAUUUGGGCCUGUCGUCCUUCUUGACAUCUGAUAACCCAUUGUCAAUAUUCAAUGAUUCGGAUGUCGACCUUAACAGCGCUAACAAAAUAGAGGUGAUAAAUAGCAGGCCCACGGAGAAGCAAGAUUUCAACAUCAACGAUUUCUUGAAAACGUUCGCGCCGAACGGUAAUAACACAAACACGUCGGACAAUAACUCAGUCACCAGCGGCACAAUGUCACAGAAGUCCCAGGACACCUUGCCCGGCCUGGACCUCCUGACCCCGGAGAGCACGGGGAAUCCCCCGCCACCGACAUCAUUCUACGGUACUAAUACAAUUGAGACUAUAAGCGAUGAUCCUGACCAACCGUACAUACCAGAAGGUACUACUCAAUGGAACAAUCAUCAGAACACCUGGAAUUUGCCUCAGCGGACGAGUCCGAUGCUGGGGCGGGGAUUGUUCGCGGAAACGCCGGAAUCGCCUCCGCCCGCGCCCGUGCCGCCGCCGCCCGCGCCCAACGCGCCCGCCGUGCCCACGCUGCCCACGGUUCCCACGGUGCCCACGUUGCCCACGGUGCCCACGAUUCCCGCGAUGCCCACUAUGCUGACGGGCGCGCACGCAGAGUUGUACAACCAGGACAUACCUCCGGCGGAUGUUGAUCACAGGGGCAUCCUGCCGCCGCCACCGCCCCCGCCGGUUCUUCCGAUUUUAGGUCGUAUUGAAGAUAUAGACCACAGGCUGCUGUCAAAUCUUCCUCCACCUCCGCAGACUGUCUCUACAACAGCCAUAAAGCAUCCUAUUUCACAUCAAGACGUCGAUCACAGGAACCUAAUAUCGUUAACGCACCAAUUGAGCGGUCGCAACCCCUAUCCUGCUAAAGGAGACCAAGAUUACAGGGUGCCCCCAGUGAAUAUGCCGAGCGAUAUUGUAGAAAGUGUUGAUAUGGACCUCUCCGAGGAUGAAGACCACCAGGUCCACUACCCGUCGCAGCCGAGCCAGCCGGCGGAGCACGCGCGCCGGCACAGCUUCAACAACAACCGCGUGCUAGUCGGCGGCGGUAACGGCAAGCCCGCCCACAAGGAGCAGAACCACACGAACCUCAUCCGGAUCAGCAGCACCGCGGAGCCCAGCGAGGGGCGGGACCCCGAGGCGGAGAGAGGGACCCCAGGCCGCGAGGCCCCGGAUAAGGCGGCCGAGGGCAGGAACGUUUCGCCGCCCGGCUACGAGAACGGCGAGUGGCACGCGGCCCAGGCGCCGAGGCCUUUCGGAGGCCAGCGCUUCCCGAGGAACUGGGGCCCUCAGGCCCGCUUCAGGCCGCAAGGCUUCGGCCCGCCGGCGCCGUCGCAGCAGCAGCAACAGUUCUGGCCCCGCAACGGCCCCCGCCCCCCCAACCGCUGGAUGGGCCCGCGGCCGCAGCGGUUCUGG